Messenger RNA from Oncorhynchus masou masou (cherry salmon), 3826 nucleotides. RefSeq names its product axoneme-associated protein mst101(2). The transcript is spliced from 31 exons. Gene Ontology annotation, cellular component: membrane; sarcoplasmic reticulum. The record is from RefSeq and is a predicted model, not a curated record. Bases 1 to 1569 code for a protein of 522 amino acids. NCBI's taxonomy places the organism in Eukaryota, Metazoa, Chordata, Actinopteri, Salmoniformes, Salmonidae. Gene Ontology annotation, molecular function: signaling receptor binding.
AUGAUUGUUUUACAAGCUGAAAUUUACAAAGAAAACGCCAAAGCAGCUUCAUCAAAGAAAGAGUCCAAGGAAACUAAGGAACAAGCCAAACCAGAGCCUUCAAAAGAAGAUGCUGAAGCAAAAGAAAAGGCCAAAUUAACUCCAGAAAAGAAAGAAGCUGCAGUUAUUAAAGAAAAGGACAAAUCAGCCCCUGCAAAGAAAGAUGCUGCAGUUAUUAAAGAAAAGGUGAAAUCAGCCCCUGCAAAGAAAGCUGAAAUUCACAAAGAAAAUGCCAAAGCAGCUUCAUCAAAGAAUGAGUCCAAGGAAACUAAGGAACAAGCCAAACCAGAGCCUUCAAAAAAAGAUGCUGAAGCAAAAGAAAAGGCCAAAUUAACUCCAGAAAAGAAAGAAGCUGCAGUUAUUAAAGAAAAGGACAAAUCAGCCCCUGCAAAGAAAGAUGCUGCAGUUAUUAAAGAAAAGGUGAAAUCAGCCCCUGCAAAGAAAGCUGAAAUUCACAAAGAAAAUGCCAAAGCAGCUUCAUCAAAGAAUGAGUCCAAGGAAACUAAGGAACAAGCCAAACCAGAGCCUUCAAAAAAAGAUGCUGAAGCAAAAGAAAAGGCCAAAUUAACUCCAGAAAAGAAAGAUGCUGCAGUUAUUAAAGAAAAGGACAAAUCAGCCCCUGCAAAGAAAGAUGCUGCAGUUAUUAAAGAAAAGGUGAAAUCAGCCCCUGCAAAGAAAGAAAUUUACAAAGAAAAUGCCAAAGCAGCUUCAUCAAAGAAAGAUGCUGAUGUUUUUCAAGAAAAGACGAGACCAGUUCCUGCAAAGAAAGUGAAAACUGUAAAAGACAAGGCAAAACCAGCACUAGCUAAGAAAGAGGCUGAAGUUGGCAAAGAAAAGUCCAAACCAACACCUGCAAAGAAAGAACUUGUUGCACCACUGGGGAAAGCACGACCAAACAUUGGAAUCAAAGAACCUGAAGUCAUUCACAGAAAUCACAGUCACAUAAAUGCUUCUCUUACAAAGGAGAGAGUGAAAGUUGUACUUGUAAAGAAAGAACCUGCUCUGAAAGAGAAGGCCAUGCCAGCCCCUGCAAAGAAAGAACGUGAGGCUCCCAACCAGAAAGCCAAACCAGUAUCUCAAAAGAAAGAACCUGCUCUGAAAGAAAAGGCCAUGCCAGCCCCCGCAAAGAAAGAACGUGAGGCUCCCAACCAGAAGGCCAAACCAGUAUCUCAAAAGAAAGAACCUGAGGGUGUGAAAGAGAAGGACAAACCAGACCCUCUUAAGAAAGAACAUGAAGCUACAAAAAAGAAGGCUAAGCCAGCAACUGUAAUGAAAGAGCCUGAUGCUCCAAAGGAGAAUGCCAGACCUGUGAAAAAAGAUACUCCCAAAGAAAAGGCUUCCAAAUCAGUCCCUGUAAUGAAAGAAAAGUCUGCUGAGAAGAAGCCUGCCAACGAAGAGAAAGCAAAGGCAGAGCCUGUUAUAACAGACCCCUUCGCCACAGAAGAUGAGAUGCCCUACUUCCAGUGCUUUUUUGUGGAUGAAGAUGAGGCCCAGUAUCCCUUCUACCCUUUCUCACCUCUCCAGAUGUGAGAGCCCUGCCCAGUGAAGAGCACAGUAUAGAAAGCAAUGGGACGAGAUGGGCGACACCUUUAGUGAGGAGUUAAUAAUAAGACCAAGCCAUGGAAUCCACUACUGCUAUGUUGCAGUCUAGCGUCCUGAGCUGGUCUUCAACAGAAACCUAGGACAGCAAAGCACUUUGAGUGAAUUCGUUGAGCUCUCAUGGGUAGCCAACAUCAUUCCUGUCCAAAUGUGUUUGUGUUAUAUUUUGUUUUUGAUAGCUGAUAUGGCAUGAGUUGAUCUAUAUCAUGACAUAAGUAUUUUGAAUGAAACAAUGCAUACUGUGUUUACAUCUGCAGAUUAGCCUUUUUUAGGGCCAUGCCAAUUUGCUUGAUUCAAUUCCCGCUUUGAUAGUUGUCAGUUGUCUCAAUUGAAUGUUAUAUUUAAACAAAUUGGAACACAGAUUGUACCGUUGGCUUUCAUACUUUUCAAAUUCUCAGCGCAGCGCAAGCAAUUUAUCUGUCUGUCAUCACAUUCAAUUGAAUUGGAGCUGCAUAUGGAAGCCGAGCAGUGUUGGUCUAGAAUUUGGGGGAAGAGCUUGGUUGGGCUGGACUACAGACUGCUGCUCUGUUGCUGUGGACUAUGAAUUACGCUUUAUUUACAUGAACAUGGGCUCUAUAUCAUUGCUCUCAUACUAAGACAUCAGUGGGUCGUUCCAUCUAAAAAAUUCACAAGAAAGAGGCUUUCGACACCCACCUUCUCAGAUUGUACUGAAAUUGUUUCUGUCAGGGAACAUAUAAGAUUAGUGUUCCUGCAACAAUAUUUUGUUGAAAUAUAAUUUGAUCUCUGAUAAAUUAAGCUAAUUGAUUCCACCCAAAUUGGCCAUUACAUUCAAUAAAUGUAGACCCUAACCUCCAGGAUUGCUUUUCUUAAGGAAUUCCUCCCCACUUCAUGUUAAAGGGACAGUUCACCUAAAUUACAUAAUUACAUUUGGUUUCCUUACCUGUUAGCAGUCUUUGAAGAAAUAAAUUAAACAGCCCAUGUGUUGGUUUUGUUGUCCACUGACUCAAAUUCAAACUUUUUUGCAUUUGUGACACAACUCCAAUGCAAGUCAAUGGUACCUGUAUUAGCAUUUUCAUGCUUCAUGUCCAAAUCAUUCUGAAGUAUUUAAAGCUGUUAUGUUACUGACAGAUGAUUUAGAUAUGAAGCUUGGAAAUGCUUAUAUAGGUACCAUUGACUUGCAUUGGAUUUGUGCCACAAAUGCUAAAAUGUUAGCAUUUCAAACACCGGCCAGAUUAACAAAACCAAAACAUGGGUUGCUGUCAUAACUUGUCCCUAAACUGCUUACAGGGUAAGGAAACAAUAUGUCAUUUGGGUGAACAAUCCCUUUAGCACUGAGGGGGAUUCUGAAAAAAUAACUACAAAUAGGAACAGCACCAUCUAGUGGUCAGAACAUUGUAAUAUCAAGAUGUAGGAUGGGGCAUUAACCUAAUUUAAAUUAUUAAUUUCUCUGAACAGGAAGAAAAAAACAUCACCAAAUUCACUGAGAAUACAUUACAUAGGAUGAAGAAAUAACACUCUGAGUCACAGCUCCAUACUAUUCGUCAAACAUAGAAAACUAAUACUGUAUUCUCUUUAUUUAGGGUGGGAUUGGCGUUGGGUGUGUGGUGUCCGUGGGUGGCUUUUGAUAGUUUCUUUCGAUUCCUCAUGUCUUACUCCUUGUUAGAAAAAGGUUUGGUCCAAAUCCGAUGUCAGGUACUAUAUUUAUUGAAUAUUAUAUGAUUCAUAUAAUAUUCAAUAAUUAUACUACCUAACAUCGGAUUUGGACAAAAUGUUUUUCUAACAAGGAGUGAGACAUGAGGAAUCGAUACAUUUAAAUGGGCAAUUUGUGUGCAAUCAAUUAGCGUAAGUACUCAGAGAUUAAAUUAUAUUUCCACAAAAUAAUAUUGCAGAAAUGCUAAUCUUAUCUGUUUCUAACUACAGAAAUGAAAUUAUUUCAGACCAAUCUGCGAUGGUGGGUGUCAUGGCUUGCUGAAAUGACAUACAACAACCUCAGUGGAUUUUUACCUUACUUUGUGAGACGUUUUUGUUUUUAAUGUUGUAUUUCUUGCCCUUCUGUUCACAAUGGUAACUCACAAUGAGAUAGUACUUCCAUUGUAGCUGAAUAUGUUUUCUCAUUGAUUUUCAGGCUCCAUUGCUUUCUUCCAUUUUCUUCUAUUCCUCUUCAUCAGUCUGCGUUUGUUAACUUUGAGGAAGCAUAAAGCUUUUCAUCAAAUUCAUAGGGACCUCA